CCCCUUCGAAAUUUCUGGCAGGGGCACCUACUUUUGCUGCGGCGAUACCUUGAAACGGCGUCUCCAGCGCCCAUGUCUCGAGAUAUCCGUACUCUUCAAGUUUGCUUGGAAAAACACCUGCAAUGACACAUGUUCGUUGACAACAAUGUUGAAACCAACCUUUUCUUCCCUCUUUGCCAAACGCCUCAGCCCGGCUUGGACUUGCGCCCGCUGCCGCAGCCGACUUCCCAGUCCGAACCUGCGCCAACCACCGGCUCUGAGGCGAUAUACCAGCGGAUCGAGACCCUCGUUCAUAACGCCAAAACCGAAGCCGAAGCCACGGCGACGGGUUGUACUUCUAGCAACAGCAGGUGCAGGCGCGGGUGCCAUGCUGAUGGCGGUUGGGGACGACAUCAAGAAUAGCUACGAGGCAAUAGAGCGGACGGGGAGGGUUGCGUCCGCUCUUGUGCUAUGUAUCAACGACUAUCGAACCACACUCAACCAGCGAGACAACCUUGAAGACGAGGAGGAGAGGGAGCAUGUGCUCAAGGCUUGUCACAAGAGGUGUGCCCUGAGGACAUUGAAGGUGCUGGAGCAGAAUGGGGGGAUAUUUAUCAAGCUUGGGCAACAUCUGAGUGCCAUGAAUUACCUUCUGCCGCCCGAGUGGACGACGACAUUCGUCCCCCUUCAGGACAAAUGCCCGGUGUCUUCUUUCGAGUCGAUCGAGCAAAUGUUCAAGAAAGACACAGGGGCGGAAUUGUGGGACUACUUCUCCGAGUUCUCUCCCGAGCCCAUCGGCGCCGCGUCGCUGGCCCAAGUUCACUUGGCGACCAUCAAGGAGACCGGGCAGAAGGUGGCCGUCAAGGUCCAACAUCCGAGCCUGGAACAAUGGUCCAAGUUGGACAUGUCGCUCACCAACUUUACCUUCUCCACGCUCAAGCGCUUCUUCCCUGAAUACGACCUCGAGUGGCUCUCCUCCGAGAUUGAGGUGUCUCUUCCACUCGAGCUGAACUUUGAAUGCGAGGCGCAGAACUCAAGACGCACCAAGGCGUACUUUGCGCGCAUACCCGAGCUACCUCUGGUCAUCCCUGACGUCAUCUGGGCCAAGAAGCGCAUCCUCGUCAUGGCCUGCGAGUCAGGCCGUCGCCUCGACGACCUCGAGUACAUGGACUCGAACGGGAUCGACCGCGACGAGGUGUCAGCGACCCUGGCGCGGAUAUUCAACGAGAUGAUCUUUGGCGACGGCGCGCCGCUACACUGCGACCCGCACGGCGGCAAUAUCGCGAUUCGCAAGAACAACUCCCGACGAGGCGCGAACUUCGACCUCAUCCUGUACGACCACGGCCUGUACCGGGACAUUCCGCAGUCACUCCGGCGGUCCUACGCCAAGAUGUGGCUCGCCGUCAUCGACGGCGAUAUGGAGCGCAUGAAGAAGUACGUGGCCGAGGUGGCGGGCGUGGGCGAGGACAAGUUUCCCUUGUUUGCCUCGGCCAUCACGGGCCGCGAUUUCAGUGUGGUCAGCUCGUCCAUCAUGAAGCCCAAGGACGCGAGCGAGCAAAAGACGAUGAGCGGCGCCUUGCAGGAGGGCCUCCUCGUUGAUCUGGUCCAGAUGCUCGGCCAGGUGCCGCGCAUCAUAUUGCUUAUCCUCAAGACCAACGACUUGACGAGGAGUCUCGACGAGAACUUGCACACUCGCCAGGGGCCGGUGCGCCAGUUCCUCAUACUGGCACGGUACUGCAUGCGCACUGUGUUUUACGAGCAGCUGGAGGAGAUUCGCCAGCGCGGGUCGCUGUACUGGCCGCCAAAUGCGCUCCGGGUAUUUGCCGCCUGGCUGGGGUAUGUGAGGGUGGAACUCAAGCUGGAGGCGUUUGAGCUGUGGAUUAGCGUCAAGCGAGCGUUUGGGUAUCGGAAUGGGAUAAACUUGGGCGGUAUGACAUAGAGAGAAAGAGUACCUUGCUGGUUCACAGUUGUGCGUACAGGACGCGUUUAGAGGACCUACACGUAAUUACGUACUAAUGACCAUGACUGUUGCCUGGGCAACGGGCCU
Parathielavia appendiculata is the source of this 2026-nucleotide messenger RNA. RefSeq names its product ABC1-domain-containing protein. The record is from RefSeq and is a predicted model, not a curated record. Bases 146 to 1918 code for a protein of 590 amino acids. The transcript is spliced from 3 exons. Lineage: Eukaryota; Fungi; Ascomycota; Sordariomycetes; Sordariales; Chaetomiaceae.